GUGUAGCUAGUAUUAUGUUACAAAAUGUAUUGUUGGUGCAGCCUAGCUACUAUUAUGCUGCCCGUAGGCUAUUUAAAUAAGGACAUGAACCCAAUUUGUCCAGAAGUGCGAGUGAGCCCAAGUAGCCUAGAUAGCCUACUUUCGCUUUACCCCUAGCUCUUCCUUUACUUAGGUUUCGUUUUAGAGUAUAGUCCAAUAUCAUUCCUACUGAACGUUUCGAUUACAGUUUGGCAUCAUAAAACACGGUCUGCAGGAGCCAACUUCCAACACAAUGGCUAAACGCACGAUGUCCCACAUUGGACAGUGGUGUUCCCGAAUUUUUGGAGUCGAGUGUGAUAAGACGCUUCCUGUCUAUUUCGCCUUGCGCAUGGAUAGGCAGAUGGACCCGAAAGGAAAUGAACUAAAAGAACUAUUCGGAGAUAGGAAGGUCUACUCAUUUCACGUCCACUGCAAAGACAGAGUUCAGAGAUCGAAAUUGUAUGAGCAUCUCCAAAACAAACUGUCAUUUAUUCCCUCAACCGAUUGCACUAUUAUGGAAAUGUCAUCAUUCUUGCCCAGUGUACAGCAAUCGGUCAUCAAAGGAUUUCUUUUAAAACUCAACAAUGAUAACCCCAUCACAGAAAAGGUGGUUGAAGAACUUCUACAAGUGGACAAACUGUUUAUCUGUUCUUAUGUUCAAGAAAGAGAUGAGAUCUGGCAGCAACAAUUGUCUCAGACUGAAGGCUCAGAAAUGUCUACAAGGUACUGCGUCAUGUCAACAGGAGCACCGGUGCUUCAUCCCUCAGUUCUAAAUAUAAUGAACAACGACGUUUUCUACAGCUUCGAAGACGCGUAUAACGUUUUGGUGGAGUGUAGGGACAUCAUUCCUGAGUCAAAGGCAGUUCUGGAUCUAGUGGAUCAGCGAAUGCAUCCCAGUGAGAGUGGGAAGUUCCCAGUAAUUGUCAUUGAAGGACUUGAUGCCACAGGUAAAACAACGCUGACAGAGUCUUUGAAGAAGACCGUGAAUGCUGCGCUGCUCAAGUCCCCUCCCCAGAGCCUGGCUCCACUGAGACCGCGCUUUGACUGCGAGCCCCCCCUUAUCCGCAGAGCCUUCUAUGCCCUGGGGAACUACAUUACUGCUGGGCAGAUAGCCAGAGAGUCAUCAAAGACUCCUGUCAUUGUAGACAGGUACUGGCACAGUACGGCGGCGUAUGCCAUCGCUACAGCUGUGGGCGGAGGCGUGGGAAACCUGCCAGCCAGCGGGUCGGAGGUGUACCGCUGGCCCGAGGACCUGCUGCGGCCCAGCCUGGUCCUGCUGCUGACCGUCAACCCCGAGGAGAGGCAGCGGCGGCUGCGGGGCAGGGGCCUGGACCAGACCCGUGAGGAGUCCGAGCUGGAGGUUAACCACCUGUUCCGCAAGAAAGUGGAGGAAGCGUACAAGAGGAUUGAGGACCCAGCCUGCGUCAUCGUGGAUGCCAGUCCCACUCCAGACAAAGUGCUCCAGCAAGUGUUGCUUUUAAUGAAGAACAAAUGCCACUUGUAAACAAGCUCGUUCGCUCCCUCUUCUCCACCUCUCUCACUUCUCACUGCCUCAUCCAAGGAGGAGCCUGUUCCACUCAGCUCCACUAGGUGCCAGUGUAGUGUUGUGGAAACGCCCUUGGAUUCCAGCAGACGCCCCAGCUCUGAGAGGGGGCCAGAGCCGGAGCGCGCCCAUCAGGACCAAGUAUCGGGACGUGUCACAACAUGUUCGGCUCUUCCACAGCAGCACUGAUGAGAUCGAGGGAAGGAGGGGGGGGGGGGGGGGGGGGGGUUAUUAUGGACGCUGGUAUUUUCUGUCAGCAGCGAUCCACAGUGUGACCCUCUGACUGUUCACAGGGAUGCAGCGUUCAACGGUGCCUUAUUCCUAAACCACAGGAAACUAAAGGGCUCAAGCUCUGUGUUCAUCAAUCACUUAUAUUACAUUUAAGCAGAGGAGCCUGCAGAGGUUAGCACUGUACUCUUUCUUCCAGGCACUGAGGACAAGAACUCAGCCUAAGAGCUAUGGUAGCCAUUUGGCGAUUUCGAGCCAGCGCUGGGCACGUAAUUAUUUAGGCCAUAGCAGUCUGUCUGGCCAGUGUUUUGAUGAUUGAUACAUUUUAUAGAGUUAUGUUUGAAACACAUUACUGUUUUCCUUCCAUAAGUUCCAGCACUUGUUAAAUAGUAGAUGAUGUGAAUGAUUUUUUAAACCAUUGCUUACAAAAAUAAACAUGCCAAUGGUAAGA
Molecule: messenger RNA, 2240 nt
Organism: Alosa sapidissima (American shad)
Lineage: Eukaryota; Metazoa; Chordata; Actinopteri; Clupeiformes; Clupeidae
Gene: cmpk2
Product: cytidine monophosphate (UMP-CMP) kinase 2, mitochondrial
Exons: 5
Coding region: 272-1522 (416 amino acids)
Biological process (GO): dTTP biosynthetic process; dUDP biosynthetic process; dTDP biosynthetic process
Cellular component (GO): cytoplasm; mitochondrion
Molecular function (GO): dTMP kinase activity
Source: RefSeq, a predicted model, not a curated record